Molecule: messenger RNA, 1253 nt
Organism: Dipodomys spectabilis (banner-tailed kangaroo rat)
Lineage: Eukaryota; Metazoa; Chordata; Mammalia; Rodentia; Heteromyidae
Gene: Znf784
Product: zinc finger protein 784
Exons: 2
Coding region: 65-796 (243 amino acids)
Biological process (GO): regulation of transcription by RNA polymerase II
Cellular component (GO): nucleus
Molecular function (GO): RNA polymerase II transcription regulatory region sequence-specific DNA binding; DNA-binding transcription factor activity, RNA polymerase II-specific
Source: RefSeq, a predicted model, not a curated record
ACAGCCCGGUCACGGCCCCUUUCCAGAAUGCUCAUUGGCCUCGGGGGCGGGGCUUGAGCACAAGAUGGCCACCGUGCGCCCGGAGCCCCGGAUUCCGAGCUCACCGACCCCGGAGUCAGCGUCCCCGGAGCCUCCGGACCUGGUCUCCGGGCCCGAAGACGACAGCCCCGCCCCGCAGCCCAGCAGCCUCAUCGAGAUCCAGGUGGUGAGAGUCACGGACGCGGCGCCCGAGCCUGGGCCCCCCGCGCCCGGCUCCUUCCCCUGUGCCUUGUGCCCGGCCGCCUUCCGGCUGGUAUCGGAGCUGCUGUUCCACGAGCACGGCCACCUGGCGGGCGCGGAGCGCGGCGGGGACCCGAGCCGCUGCCACGUGUGCGGGCUGCGCUGCCCCGGGCCAGCCGGGCUCCGCGCGCACUACCGGCUGCACACGGGAGAGCAGCCGCCGCGCUGCCCGCGCUGCCCGCGCGCCUGCCCGCCCGGGGCGACGGCGGGGGGCGCGGCGGCCGCGGGGAAGCCGUUCGCCUGCCGCUUCUGUGCCAAGCCCUUCCGCCGCUCCUCGGACUUGCGAGACCACGAGCGCGUGCACACCGGCGAGCGGCCCUACCACUGCGGCGUGUGCGGCAAGGGCUUCACGCAGUCGUCGGUGCUGAGCGGCCACGCGCGCAUCCACACCGGCGAGCGCCCGUUCCUCUGCGCGCUCUGCGGCCGUGCCUUCAACAACUCCUCCAACUUCCGCAAGCACCAGCGCACGCACCUGUCAGGGCCCCGAAACAUAGGGGGCCCCCGGGCGGGGCCCUGAGGCCGACGAACAGCCCCGGGACAGUGAGCGCCGAGGCGGGCCCGCCGCAGCUCGGGGGCGUGGGCUUGGAUCCAGGCCCCGGGCUUACUCCACUGCAGACGCCCCGAGGGCAGGGACGCGGCCCCUCCCCCGCCCCCCAGCUCCCGUCGUCCUUGGACGGCCACGCGGGGCUGCCACCAUGGAGGGGCAGCAGGGGCAGGGACCCCCAAGGACCUUCAUCCCCAGCCCUGGUGGUGCCGGGACCCCAGGGCCGGCCUACCUCACUGGAUUGCACUUAUCUCCACCCCGGCCGGCCGGCGCGGGCUCCAGGUCUCCUCACCUCAGCCUCCUGAGCAAGGCCAGAGCGGGAUCUCCAUGGCGCCCCUCCCCGACACCGACACCGCGCGCCCUGCUUCCUGGGCCGGGCUAAGCGUGGACCUGGGGCCGCCUGGGUGCAGAAUCGAGGACGUGGGGGCGG